CUCUUAUCUCCUAAUGGCUGUUUGUUAAAUUAUUAAUUUUCAGAGACAGGACAAAUGGGUAAUCUUGUUUUUCACAGAAGCGGAGCACUGAGGUCAGUAAAGCACUAUACAGCCCAGACUCUUAUAUGAUGCGUAUCAUAUGAAAGGCAGUUCCUGGAAUCCUGCACCUGUCCAUAACACAGUAUAAUAACUUGUCAUUCAUUUCAUAGGAUCCACUCGUCCCACGUCUCACCUUUAUGGCUUCACGGAUAGGCCUACCCCACACUUACCAGACUUUAAUAAAUUAUCAGCCCACAUUUUCUCGCUGCUUAGAAAAUAGUUCAGGAUUAAAUCGAUCGUGUGUAAAUUCUGGCGUCAACUACGCCUUUAAAUUUUCUCUUAGUACAGUGUGAUUUGUCAGUGGAUUUAUAAGGAAUGAAAUUAGCAUUGUUUUGUUUGUAAAUGUGACUUCAGCGAGGGUGUUUCAGUGUCAGUUAUGGAUAUCCAUUGUUCUUGCUCACUGCAGCAGGCGCCGCCUCUUUAGGCAGAGAUGUUUGGGGCUUAAGGCGUGUUUCCUGCUCCCUCAGACCGGACAGUCUGCCGUCGCUCCUGGGAAGCGCAAGUCCCCUCACUUUGACGCAAUUUUCCGGACUCCUGUAGCUGACGCCCGGCCGCCGGCCGAAGCAGGAACAAGCGGCUGAGCAGCGGACGCCGGCCACCCGGCAGCCCGAACACGCGCGGCUCGCUUCUGUAGGACGAGCUUCAAGUCGGGAUUUCCCCCGAAAUAUCGGACCGAUCAGCGAAACAUUUGGAUGUAUAACAUAUGGCAUAUAAGAAGUGGUAUUUUAUUUAACGUUUGGAUUUUCUUUAUAUCCUGGAUUUAUGAGCAUUUAGUCGUAUUGUGAUGCUGUUUGGAAAACAUAAAAAUUUGGUUUAUUCAGGAAAAAUGGGCUUAAAUUAUUUAGUCGAAUCCGGAACCGACGGAUGAAACAACUGAACCGGGACAACUAUUUCUUUUUACCCUUAAUGUCGCUUUACCAAAGAUGAUCAGCUAAUCAUACCGCCCUGGUACAAGAAAGACGCACAGAUAUUGCAAACCAAAAUCUUCCUAAAACUGGCAUACUUGGGGAAAAUGUCGGUUAUUUCUCCUCAUUGCGAUGAUACUGUCUGCACCGAUUGCGAAGGAGGAGAACUCCGCGCCGACCUGGGACACAGAUACCUGUGAAAUUUAAGAAAACUACUCAACUGUGAAGUUUUCGGCAUUUUUUUUUCUUGUGUUUUAUUCCGCGACAGUCCCAGACAUCAAUAUGUCGGCAGUGAUGGUGCCAAAGAAGGUGACCCGAAAAUGGGAGAAGCUGCCGGGGAAGAACACUUUCUGCUGCGAUGGACGUGUGAUGAUGGCCCGGCAGAAGGGCGUCUUUUACCUGACCCUGUUCCUCAUCAUCGGCACCUGCUCCCUCUUCUUUGCUUUCGAGUGCCCGUACCUCGGGGUGCACCUGUCCCCGGCCAUCCCGGUGUUUGCAGUCGUGCUCUUCCUGUUCGUCAUGGCCGUGCUGCUGAGGACCAGUUUCAGUGACCCUGGGGUGCUGCCGCGGGCGUUGCCGGAUGAGGCUGCAUUUAUAGAGAUGGAGAUCGAGGCAGCCAUUGGGAGCGUCCCGGCGGGGCAGCGCCCCCCCCCUCGCAUCAGGAAUGUCCAGAUCAACAACCAGAUUGUGAAGCUGAAGUACUGCUACACCUGCAAGAUCUUCCGGCCUCCCCGAGCCUCGCACUGCAGCAUUUGCGACAACUGCGUGGAUCGCUUUGACCACCACUGCCCCUGGGUGGGCAACUGCGUGGGCAAGAGGAACUAUCGCUACUUCUACCUCUUCACGCUGUCGCUCUCCCUGCUCACCGUCUACAUCUUCACCUUCGACAUCGUCCACGUGGUCCUGCGGUCGCUGGAGUCUGAUUUUGUGACGACCAUCAAGGAGACGCCCGGGACUGUGCUGGAGGUGUUGAUCUGCUUCUUCACAUUAUGGUCAGUAGUGGGUUUGACUGGCUUCCACACCUACCUGAUAACCCUCAACCAGACCACCAACGAGGAUAUUAAAGGCUCCUGGACGGGGAAGAAUCGAGUACAGAACCCAUACAGCCACAGAAACGUCAUCAAGAACUGCUGUGAGGUUCUGUGCGGCCCUGCCUAUCCCAGUGUGCUGGACCGGAGGGGGGUGAUGACAGAGGAAACACCUGCUGUUCCCCAGGAGCCAGAAGCCAAGAGCGCCCCCCCGCCACAGACCACUAGAACCACAGCCCCCCUCAUCCCCAAUGAGCACACUCCAGACGACACUAAGACCAAACUGGCUGCCGCCCCUGAGGAAGAGGAGAAGCCCCACCUUCCUCAGGACACUCCACUCCCGCCACUGGACACCAGCGCAGGGCCCAGGCCUGACCCCCAAUCCCCCCAGUAGGCAGGCCUAGCGAUGGGCAGGGCGGGAGGGAUUGGAGAAUCUCUGAUGAACUUGUCUGCGAAAGGCGCCGCUGAGGGUGUGCCGGGGGUCCGCCGCAGCAGAGCGCGAGCGGCCGCAUGACCCCACGUGCCGCUCCAGGCAGCGUGUGCCGGAGGAGGAGGGUGACUCACCCGGGUUUCCAUCUGCUAGAGCCUUGCAUGAAAAUUUACAAAAAACAGAGACGGAGCACAGCGGAUUCCUUCAUGGCAGACGGCUAUGUGAGACCUGUUCUGGGGCUGCCACGUUUUUGUCAAUUUUCUACGCACAGUUCUGUCGUGUUGGGUUUUGGUCACUUAUAAGCACACCGUCGGCGGCUGGAAAAGGCCCGACAACCCCCCCACGGCAAUUACCCGGCCGUCUCUGCGCAUCUCGGCAGGAGACUGGAGGGCGGAGGGAGCCCCCACCUCAUAGUGCCAUCGCCCACUUCCGUCGGCCAUCUGGCGUCUCGGCGGUCUCCUCCACGUCGCUGCGGCGCCCCCUAAUGCUUCCCGCACAGAGCCGCACCCACCCGCGUCUGUGUCCAGGGUUACCGGCACCACGGGCCAGGUGGAGCAGGGCAGGCCAAAGAAACUGUGCCUCAGAAAAAAAUGUGAUUUCCACACACGUGAAAUGCAUGAAAUAACGCCACCUGCAAGGUGGAUUAUUAUGUUCAUAAUAAAAGCAGAUCUAUGGAAACCUGCCCUUUUCUAAACAACGAAGGGAAGGAGUUACAAAGAGGAAGAUUACGUGAUUGUAAAAGAUUAAACUGGGGAAGUAAAUGUUGAAAUGCUUCUAGAUGAUGCUUCCUCCUGGUCGACGUCUGGCUGUAAAUCUUGGCAUCAGAUUUCCAGUUUGAACUCACUGACCUAAGGCCUUGUCCCCCUCAUCUGUCACCCAGUAUCUGCCUUCCAGCAGUCUCUCCCAGUCUCCCUGAAAGGGUGCUGAUUGCUCACAUUGACACACCCAUUGGGACCCUUUUGUCUGAAACCUAAAUGAAUGAAGCUGCAGGUAAACAUUGACAGUGUUUAUCUGCAUAGUUGGAUUGCGCCAAGAGGAGCAUGAGCCAGGUGAUCUAGGCCUGGAUUGUCAUGUUUGUUUGCAGAAGCUGGUUACUAAGAUGAGAAGGCUUGGAUUACAAUGACAAUAGAACUGUCAUAAACUCAGUACAUGAUAUAGAGUCUGUUUAAAUCCUAUUUAUAUUUGCUUUUCUUUGUAAGACCAUUGUGAUUGUGUUUUCUUUUAAUUGCUUGACUUUUUACAUGAAUGAGUGGUGUAUGUUAAUUAAACCAGACUUGUCGUAA
Paramormyrops kingsleyae is the source of this 3745-nucleotide messenger RNA. The record is from RefSeq and is a predicted model, not a curated record. NCBI's taxonomy places the organism in Eukaryota, Metazoa, Chordata, Actinopteri, Osteoglossiformes, Mormyridae.